Molecule: messenger RNA, 1669 nt
Organism: Notolabrus celidotus (New Zealand spotty)
Lineage: Eukaryota; Metazoa; Chordata; Actinopteri; Labriformes; Labridae
Gene: zdhhc16a
Product: zinc finger DHHC-type palmitoyltransferase 16a
Exons: 12
Coding region: 206-1354 (382 amino acids)
Biological process (GO): protein palmitoylation
Cellular component (GO): Golgi apparatus
Molecular function (GO): palmitoyltransferase activity
Source: RefSeq, a predicted model, not a curated record
GCCGUCUUCAAGCGCAUGCGCGGUAACUCCGGAUCAGGAUUCAGAUCUGUAAACUGUCACAGAAGGUCCCUGAUCCUGCGCUUCUCCUCUAAUAUGGGGCAAUAAUCCUGUUUUUAUCCUCCUUUUGAACAUGUCCACGGGAGACGGUCUUUCGGCAGCUUCAUUGCCUUCAUAGAAGACAGUGCACACAUAUCACAGAUGCAGGAUGCGGUGGUGUCCCAACACAAUGCUCCACCUGCUGCGCUGUGUGCGUUUGCGGUCAUGCACCAGGAGAGGAAGGAGUAGGCUACCCUUGCCGGUCAGAGAGACAUGGGCCUACAUGAGGCUGCUGGUGCAGUCACUUUAUUUUAACUCCCUGACAGACUCAGACGUGGUUUUUGACUCAGUGUUUGAGCCGGUGUUUUGGACUGUGGAUUAUAUCACCCGCUGGUUUGGCAUGGUGUUUGUUUGUCUUGUUGUGGUACUAGUCGGCUCCAUUAUGGUGAUUGCCUAUACUGUCAUGCUGCCUCUGGUCCUCAACUCAUACUCCCCUCCAUGGAUUGCCUGGCAUAUUUGUUUUGGACAUUGGAUUAUCACAGUGAUUAUUUACCAUUACUACAAGGCCACCAUGACAACCCCUGGUCACCUCCCCACAGAAAAAAAUGACAGUCCGUUUGUGGCAGUCUGCAAAAAAUGCAUCCUACCCAAACCAGCAAGAACACACCACUGUGGCAUCUGUAACAGGUGCAUUCUGAAAAUGGACCAUCACUGUCCCUGGUUGAAUAACUGCGUGGGCCACUUCAACCACCGGUACUUCUUCUCCUUCUGCCUCUACGCGACCUUGGGAUGUCUCUACUGUGUCAUCAGCGGCAGAUAUCUGUUCCUUGAUGCAUACAAUGCUCUUGAGCGCUUUAAGCAUUUGAAUGCUGAAAAACCAGGAGUACCCGUGACCGGGAUGGGACAGCUUAUAGGGCUUCUGCCCCCUGGCCAGACCAACUUUCUGACACCUGCACCUCCAUACACCUUUAUGGAUCGGAUGACUCAUAAGUGCAUCAUCUUCAUGUGGGUGUUUACCAGCACAGUGAGUGUGGCCCUGGGAGCGCUGACCAUUUGGCAUGCAGUCCUCAUAUCCAGAGGAGAGACCAGCAUAGAGAGACACAUUAACGGCAGGGAGACGAAGCGACUGGCAAAAAAAGGAAGGGUGUACAGAAACCCUUUCAACUACGGCAGGCUGAAUAACUGGAAAGUCUUCUUAGGCGUAGAGAAAAGGAGUCACUGGCUGACACGAGUUAUCCUCCCCUCGGGACACGCCCCACUUGGUAAUGGCCUGACAUGGGACGCCGGCACAGUUAAACGGGACUUAAUACCUGUAUGACAGACUCUAUUUGGGCACACUUGUGGCCCAGAUUCUGCAGGUUUUGCCGCCUCAAACUGUCUCUGGUCACUUGAUCAGGUUGAUUUAACGGGAUACCUCCCAACAGCUCAACCUCCAAUACCUCAAAAACUUUCUGUGGCAUUGCUUAUGGUUCACCGGUCUACAUUUGCACCUCUGACAAGUGUUAAAGAUUGUUUGUUGACUUACCGGUCUUGGGUGACUCAGAGCUUUCCACUGGGAUGAGAUUGAUGUUUGUAAAAGAUACAUAUUUUCACUGACAUAUCAUGAACUGAUGAACUUUCAGAUUUUAAAUAA